Messenger RNA from Culex quinquefasciatus (southern house mosquito), 1568 nucleotides. RefSeq names its product ATPase H(+)-transporting accessory protein 2 (gene ATP6AP2). Gene Ontology annotation, cellular component: membrane; external side of plasma membrane. Gene Ontology annotation, biological process: positive regulation of Wnt signaling pathway. Gene Ontology annotation, molecular function: signaling receptor activity. Bases 89 to 1054 code for a protein of 321 amino acids. Lineage: Eukaryota; Metazoa; Arthropoda; Insecta; Diptera; Culicidae. The record is from RefSeq and is a predicted model, not a curated record. The transcript is spliced from 4 exons.
UUGUGAAACAUGCAAAAUCGAUAACCGAAACGCGUUGGAAAGUGAAAACGUCAUAUGAUCACUGGGUGCAAAAGUUUGGGCAGCAAAAAUGGCACGGACGAUUUUCCUCCUAUUUUCGCUGUUUGUCGCAGUGCACUGUGACCAGCUGUCGGUUCUAUUUUCGCCCAAGGCCCUCGAGUUCCGUGGGCAUGCCCGGCUAGACGUUGAUUCGCUUCCGGAUGUUUUCGGUGCCUCGCUUGGAUACUCCGUGGCCAAGCCGACCGAGUGGGACGGACUGACCGUACGGGAUCCGUUCAACCUGGCCAACGGUGUGGUCGUUGUGGUGGCCGAGGGAAUCGAUUCGCUCAAGCUGGAGAAUGCUCACUCGUACGAACUGUACGGUGGAUCCGGAUCGGAGUCCGUAAGCGAGCUGAUGCACAAGACGGCCGACCAUAACGGAAUCAGCUUCGAGAUUGACCUGAAGGAAUCGUCGGACAGUUUCAGCACCCCGCUGGGCAACGUCCAGCCGGAUGAUGACGAGGUCCAGCCCCAGUAUCUGAAGGCCAAGUCGAACAAGGCGGACGCGGACUUUUUGCGCCAGCUUGCCUUCAUCAACGGACUGAGCGAUCUGCUUGUGACGUCCACCGAUGAGAACAUACCGGCCGUUCACAUUGUGCGAGUUUCCCUCGAGGCUCUGCUGGCUGCCCACGAGCCCUCAUCGCCGGCCGUUGCCGAAGCCAAGAAGCUGCUGACCACCGCCCUGCUGGAACUGCAAACAGCUGCCGAGAAGGCGUUUGAUGGUGCCGUCGUCGUCGGUUUGGUCACCUCUACCGAGGCUCCGCUGGUGCGCUCCAAGCGACAGGCCGAGAAACCCAAGCAGGGAGAAACUCAAGAUUUCAACAUCGCCAAGAAGUACGACUCGAACUACCCGGUCAUCUUCAACAUCAUUCUGUGGUUCAGCGUUGUGCUGGUGUUCUCGCUGUUGGCCAUCUCGAUCGCCAUCGCCACCAUGGACCCCGGCCGGGACUCGAUCAUCUACCGAAUGACGUCCACCCGGAUGAAGAAGGACAACUAAGGUGGGUCAGAAGGACCUACAACAGCACAACACACACACAGACAGCUUUCCCCAACAUCUUCAUCUGCUUGCUGUAGAAUGUGAACGCGAAUUACGAAAGAGUAUUACAAAACAAGAUCCAAAUUAGUAAGCAAACAGUGGUACAGGAUUAAACAGUAAACAUCCAAGUUGUGUAGUAGUUGUUCUUUGGCAGACUUCUCUUCUUUCGUUCCGGCGGCAAGGUAAUUCGCUGCUGUUGCCAUCGUUGUGUUGCGUUCGUAACAAAACAGUUUAACUGCUGUACCAAAAACAGUCCUGUAUAGCACGAUAAAUUAUUGAAAGGAUUAUCACACACAAGAUAUCACUUAACUCACAAAGCAAAUCCAUACAAAGAGUAGGAAACAUUACCGUAUUCGUAAACAAAUGGUUUUUCGUUGUUGUUACAAUUUUGAGUUUUUAUUCGGAAGCGAUUAAAGUAAAAAUAAAGUAUAAAUAUAAAAGGGAAACAUUCCACUCCCGCGUCACAAAACGUUAA